UUUAGAUCAAGAGGAAUGAUCCUACCUCAGCAGAGAAUCGUAAUACGGUUGCAAAACUGUUGUAUUCUGCAGAACACAGCCAAUCUAUAGUAUAUAUAUAUAGGAAUUAGAUAUCUGUGUGUGAUAAGUGAAAUAGAAAACGUGUCGACCACAAACGAGCAAUCUUAUUUCUAACUGUGUACAGCUUAAAAGGGGCAGAGCCAUCAUCAGUCAUUAUAUGUUUGAGAAGAAAUUUGAAAUUCAUGAAAAAUGUCUGAAAUAAAUCCAGAAGUGCUCAAAGUAUUCGGCUUUUGGAGUAGCAUUUUGGUUUUAAAAAUGCUGAUGAUGGUACUGUUAACUGCACGACAGCGACUUCGAAAACACGUACUGGCAAGUCCAGAAGAUGAUGUCUUAAGUAAAGGCAAAGCUGUUUACAAUGAUCCAGAUGUGGAGCGUGUACGUAGAGCACACUUGAACGAUUUGGAAAACGUUCUUCCUUGGUUCAUAAUCACAUACUUUUGGCUAGGAACAGGACCUUCACCAUGGUUAGCCAAAACUUUGAUACAAACCUUUGUACUUUCCCGUAUAGGUCACACUAUAUCAUAUGUAAUUUUCCAACAACAACCCCUGAGAGCGAUAACUUUUGCUGUAGCAUUUGGAAUUACAGGUUACGAAACAUUUAAGACAUUAUUGUACUAUUACUAAUUGUUUAAGUAUACAUAAAUCGUGAAAUAAGCUAUAC
This is a messenger RNA of Atta colombica, 721 nucleotides long. Its product is annotated as microsomal glutathione S-transferase 1-like. The transcript has 2 exons. The record is from RefSeq and is a predicted model, not a curated record. Gene Ontology annotation, cellular component: membrane. The coding region runs from base 250 to 684 and encodes 144 amino acids. NCBI's taxonomy places the organism in Eukaryota, Metazoa, Arthropoda, Insecta, Hymenoptera, Formicidae.